UUCCCACACCGAGAAGGUCAGCCGACUGAGCAUGCCUGAAUGUUGCUCGGCGGCUCCGGAGCCCCGGCUGCGCGCUCGGCUCAUCCCAUUCACCGCGAAGGAGCUGGCCCGCCGUAUGCUCGCGCGCUCGCUCUGACUGGCUGGCGGCGCCCGGCGAGCGAAAGAGCGAGCGAUUGCGCCAUGCUCUGCAGGACGCAGUGAAGCAGCCGCGGCGAGCGCAGCCCGCUCUUUCCCGCCUCCUCCUCCUCCUGGCAAGCCACCAAGAACAAGACAGGUUUGACCGCAGAUUCCCCAUAAAUGUGAAGCAAAACACCUGGCAUUAUGUUUAGCACUAAAAGAUGGGAGCUGAGGCUGAGAGAUAGUCACUCACCCGAGGCCACUCAGCUAAAGAAGAAGUCACAGUCUAUCGAUAUUUCUGCAUCAAGUUAUGAACCUCUGGCACCUGCUGCUCAACAUGCAAUGCAACCACCUAGGCCGCCGCCUGUCACAAACACAGCUACAUCCGAAGAGGAGCAGAACAACACUGCAAAUACGCAACGGCGCAACCCGCGGAGGGGUGAGCUGAAGAGAUACUACACCAUUGAUACUGGCCAGAAAAAGACCCUAGACAAGAAAGAUGGGAGACGAAUGUCUUUUCAAAAGCCUAAAGGGACUAUAGAGUACACAGUUGAAUCAAGAGAUUCUUUGAAUACUGUUGCCCUAAAGUUUGAUACGACACCCAAUGAACUGGUCCAGUUAAACAAGCUAUUUUCCAGAGCAGUUGUUCCUGGACAGAUUUUAUAUGUUCCUGAUCCAGAAUAUAUUUCCAGUGUGGAAAGUUCUCCUUCGCUUAGUCCUAUAAGUCCUUUAUCACCUACAUCUUCAGAAGCAGAGGCUGAGAAGACAGCUGUAAGUGAUUCAGAUGGGGUGCAUGGAAAAGAAGCCACACCCAUACCAGUUUACACAUGUGUUCGGCCUGCAAGAGUUGUAUCAUCCACAUCAGAGGAAGAAGAAGCUUUCACAGAAAAAUUUCUCAAAAUUAAUUGCAAAUACAUAACCAACAGCAAGGGAACAGUCAACGGUGUGCUGCUAGUAACGCCAAAUAAUAUAAUGUUUGAUCCACAUAAAAUGGAUCCAUUGGUUCAAGAGAAUGGUUGUGAAGACUAUGGCAUCAUGUGUCCAAUGGAAGAAGUAAUGUCAGCUGCUAUGUAUAAAGAUAUUGUAGACGGCAAAGUAAAGGAUUCAUUACCCAUUGAUGUGGAUCAAUUGUCUGUAAAAGAUCUCUACCAUUUCAGGAAAAUCGCAAGAAGCAAUACUGAUGAAAUGGACUCAAGGAUGCGAGAUACAGGGAAUGAUAGUGCCAGCACUGCUCCGAGGAGCACAGAGGAGUCUCUUUCGGAAGAUGUGUUCACUGAAUCGGAACUCUCUCCAAUAAGGGAGGAGCUUGUUUCUUCGGAUGAACUUCGGCAAGACAAAUCUUCUGGAGCCUCAUCAGAAUCUGUCCAAACAGUAAAUCAGACUGCCACAGAACAUGUAACAGCUAUUUCAGACUCUGCUAAUGUACUUGGUAAUGUAAACUCCAGUCUAGAACAUCCUUUGAAUGAUGGCAGCAAGUCUGUUAGGGAUACUGUGGGUUCAGAAUCGGCAGACACAACUCUAAAAGAAGUACAAGAUACUGCAGAGGGAACUGCUGCUGAUGCUCAAGAGGCAGCACAUGGCACCGAUCAGGAAAAUGUACCAGAAGGUGAGGAGUGUUUGCUUUCUGAAGAAAAUGAUUCUAAAAGGGAUGCUACAAAUAAGGGGCAACUUGUGAAAGAGCCAACUCAAGAUUCUGAGACAGAUAUUGAUAUGCUGCGGAAACUUUGGAAGAGCCAUACUAUGCAACAAACUAAACAACAAAGGGACAACAUGCACCAAGAUGCACAUAAGGAAAUGAAGCACAAAGUAGCAAUAGCUGAUGGAACAAUAGAAGGUUCUCUAACAAAGGAGAAGAGAAGACAUCGGUUACACAAGUUCUUAUGUCUCAGAGUUGGCAAGCCAAUGAGAAAAACAUUUGUAUCACAGGCAAGUGCAUCCAUGCAACAGUACGCACAGAGAGAUAAGAAACAUGAGUACUGGUUUGCUGUGCCGCAAGAAAGGACUGAGCAUCUGUAUGCCUUUUUUGUUCAGUGGAGUCCAGAAAUAUAUACAGAUACAGAGGAGAUAAGUAGAGAGCCUGGCUUUAUGGUUGUAAAAAAGUUUGAGUCUGAAGCCAGUGAAGAUUCAAUUAACGAAGCAGCUGCUAAGGAGUGGGAGGUAGUGUCAGUGACUGAGUAUCACCGCAGGAUCGAUGCUUUAAAUAGUGAAGAACUGCGCACACUCUGCAGACGUCUCAAGAUCACUACAAGGGAAGAUACACCGUCAACACAGGGAACGAUAAAGGCGACACUGGAGCCUGAGGCAUUUCGGCCAAAUCUUAAUGAUCCCAGUGAAUUGUUACAACCGGAACAAAUUGAAAAGCUCACAAAACAUCUUCCACCACGAACUAUUGGGUAUCCAUGGACCCUUGUCUACAGUACUGCAAAGCAUGGCAUGAGCUUGAAGACCCUGUACAGAACCAUGAUGGGGCUGGACACACCAGUACUAAUGGUAAUCAAAGACAGUGAUGGACAGAUCUUUGGGGCACUAGCUUCCGAACCCUUUAAAGUGAGUGAUGGUUUUUAUGGCACUGGAGAAACCUUUCUUUUUACUUUUUGUCCAGAUUUUGAGACAUUCACGUGGACUGGGGACAAUAUGUUCUUUCUUAAAGGCGACAUGGAUGCCCUAGCUUUUGGUGGCGGAGGGGGUGAAUUUGCACUUUGGCUCGAUGGCGAUCUCUACCAUGGAAGAAGUCAUUCUUGCAAAACAUUUGGGAAUCGCAUUCUUUCUAAGAAAGAAGAUUUCAUUAUUCAAGACAUUGAAAUUUGGGGCUUUGAAUAAAAUAUAAACUGCUACUACAAAAGGUUGUCCCAAACCUGAAAUGGAUCAGUGCAGCUCAAAAAGCCCUUGAAGCAAUAUAAUGCAGCAAUGCCUUUCAAAAUUCUCUGCAUGGCCAUCUAAAUACCUUUACAUAAAACAUUAUUUAGGUUGAAGGAUGUAGCUCUCAUAAGUCAUAAUUAGAGUUUUUACUUUAUAGGGGAAGGUAGGUCUCUGUUGUCAUGUGGCUUGUCAUCCCUGGGGUUUUUUCCCCCAUCCCCACUACUCCAAAGCUUUCUUAUACUCUUUUGGGCUGUUUCAUUGAGAAAACAUUUAUUUACACAAACUGUAGUGAAACAUGUCCCUAUUGGCCUAAAUAAGAGAGAAAUGGAGAGUCUGAAAUUUUUGACAGUGAUCAGUCUGGGCCAUUUUUUUUUAACCAUUCAGAUGGUGCCACUUACUAGACAAAGUAGUCAUCCACAUUCAACGGUGUCAUUUCCUUUCAUGCGUAGAGAAUUUAUGUCUGUUGUAUUUUACAGUAAAAAUGUAGCUGCCCUCAUUGAUUGUAUUGAAGUAUUUUGCACAAGCUGUUCAUGAUCUGCAGGAUUGGGACAAAUGUUGGGUAACGAUUGAGCUACAUGGUCAAGAGAAACAAAAUACCAAUGCUCAGUUGGACAAAGUGAGCGUAAUGCAGUGGAGAAGUCAUAGCUAUAGCAGGGGCAUUAUAUGUUCUAAGACUAUGAAACAGAUGCAUUUUUUCCCCAAACAGCAUAAAGUGUCAGAUAUAGAUAUAUAUUCUGUUUUAUAGUUUUUCUGUUGUAGCUUUGUAGCACAUCGUCUCCAAGAAUUGCUCCUGUCCAAAAAAAGAGAAAAAAAUAUAGGUGUGGUGUUCUCUCUUUUUUCUUUUGAGUGGAUCUAUGUUGUAAACUGCAGUUAGCACCAGCUCUGAUUCAAUGAGGUAAUGUACUCUAGGUAGACAUUGUAACCCAGUAGACUUGUAAUAUGCAAACUUUACUGUUCCGUGACCUCAAAACGAAAAACAAGACAGGCUAAAAUACAGUUAAUCAGUAGCUCUCGUUCACUUUUGUAGGAGAACUGAAAAGCCAUUGUGGCAAUAAUCGCUCAACAGCAGUUUGUUUCAAAGCUUAUAUUCUAUGUUUAUGCAAAAGCAAAAAUUGAAAAAAAAAGCUGUUAAGUGUGACAGUGAAUGAAUUUGUGCUGAAAUCUCAGCUGUUCCAGAUGAACAUUGUAUAUAUUACUUUGUAAAUUAAUGUUUAAAAGUAGUUUUUGUUAUUUUAGAGAGAGAGAAAGUGUUGAUUGACGGGUUGCUUCUAGCACUUUAAAUUAUUCUAGAAAUGGAAUAAGAAGCCAAAGGGUUUGGCUUAAAUCAUUAGCUGUAGUUGUAUUGUAUGUCGCUAAUAUAAAGUUCUUUCAGAAGUUCAAACACUUAUCGGAAGGAUGUUUACUGCUGUGGUAAAGGGAAAGGGGGCGUUCUAUCUCUACAAUAUGCUCAUGCUUAAUACAACUAAACAUACAGGGCGUCGUUUUCUGUCUCAAUGUAUAGCUCUUUACUCCUGUUAGAACAUAGUACAAUAUAUGUAGAUUAAAUGUUUACAAAUGAAACUGUAAAUAAAUUAAAUGGCUUUUUCUCCC
This is a messenger RNA of Lacerta agilis (Sand lizard), 4566 nucleotides long. It is a transcript of the gene OXR1, whose product is annotated as oxidation resistance 1. The record is from RefSeq and is a predicted model, not a curated record. Gene Ontology annotation, cellular component: nucleus. Bases 322 to 2937 code for a protein of 871 amino acids. Gene Ontology annotation, biological process: response to oxidative stress. Lineage: Eukaryota; Metazoa; Chordata; Lepidosauria; Squamata; Lacertidae. The transcript is spliced from 18 exons.